UCUGCAUUACCUUACAUUUCAAUCUUGGAAUUUCAUGUUUAUUCAAAGUUUGAUUCCAUUUACAGUCCUAACACGCUAACAAUUUGUUCUAAUGGCAACUCUAAGUUCCCGUAGAUUCACGUACGAUGUGUUCCUCAGCUUUAGAGGGGAAGACACGCGUUAUGGUUUCACCGGUAAUCUAUACAGAGCUCUCUGUGACAGGGGACUUCACACUUUCAUCGAUGAUGACAAACUUCAAAGCGGAGACGAAAUCACACCAGCACUUCUGAAAGCAAUUGAAGAGUCUAGGAUUGCCAUCGUUGUACUCUCUCACAACUAUGCUUCUUCCUCCUUAUGCUUGGAUGAACUCACAACAAUCCUUCACUGCCAAAGUGAAGGGCUGUUGGUUAUACCAGUGUUUUAUAAGGUGGAUCCUUCUUAUGUCAGACACCAGAAAGGUACCUACGAAGAAGCAUUGGCUAAGCAUCAAAAGAGGUUCAAAGCGCAGAAGGAGAAGUUACAGAAAUGGAAGAUUGCUCUGCGUCAAGUUGCUGACUUCUCUGGCUAUCACUUCAAAGAUGGGCAUGAAUACCAGUACGAGUUUACUGAGAGAAUUGUUGAACGGGUUUCCAGGGAGAUUAAUCGUGCUCCUUUACAUGUUGCGGAUUACCCAGUUGGCCUACUGUCACAGGUGCUGCAAGUCAAGAAACUUUUGGAUGUUGGAUCGGAUGAUGUUGUCCACAUGAUAGGGAUCCAUGGAAUGGGUGGGUUAGGAAAAACAACACUUUCUCUAGCAGUUUAUAAUUUGAUUGCUGAUGAUUUUGAUAGUUCAUGUUUUCUUCAAAAUGUAAGAGAAGAAUCAAAUAAACAUGGGUUAAAACACCUCCAGACCGUCCUUCUUUCUGAACUACUUGGAGAGAAGGACAUCAACUUAGCAAGUGUGCAAAGAGGAAUUUCAGUGAUACAACAAAGGCUUGGUAGAAAGAAAGUUCUCUUGAUUCUAGACGAUGUUGACAACAGAAAGCAGUUACAGGCAUUUGCUGGAAGAUCUGAUUGGUUUGCUCCCGGCAGCAGAGUUAUCGUUACCACUCGGGACGAACAGCUGCUAAAAUGUCAUGAGAUUGAAAGAACUUAUGAGGUGAAGGAAUUGAAAAAGAAUGAUUCUCUUCAAUUGCUUAUAUGGAAUGCUUUCAAAAGGGAAAAGGUCGAUCCAAGUUACGAGGACGUGUUGAAACGUGUAGUGACUUAUGCUUCUGGUCUUCCAUUGGCUUUAGAAGUAAUAGGUUCCAACUUGGUUGGAAAAAGUGUAGAAGAAUGGGAGUCUGCGAUUGAACAUUACAAAAGAAUUCCAAACGGUGAAAUUAUAGAGAUACUUAAAGUAAGCUUUGAUGCUUUGGGGGAAGAAGAAAAGAAUGUCUUUCUUGACAUCGCCUGUUGCUUGAAAGGAAUUAGUUUGAAAGAAGUUGAACAAAUACUUGGUGUUCUUUAUGAUAACAACAUGAAACAUCACAUUGGGGUGUUGGUAAAAAAAUCUCUCAUAAAGGUUGGGCGUGAAAGGUUUAAUGUAAUUGAAAUGCACGACUUGAUUGAGGACAUGGGUAGACAAAUUGACCUGCAAAAGUCACCCAAAGAGGUAGGGAAGCGCAGGAGAUUAUGGUUAGGGAAAGAUAUCAUUCAUGUUUUAAAAGACAACAAGGGAACUAGCGAAACUGAAAUCAUAUGCCUGGAUUUGUCUAUAUCUGAAAAAGAAGAAACGAUAGAAUGGAAUGCCAACGCCUUCAGAAGGAUGAAAAACCUUAAAAUACUUAUCAUUAGAAAUGGUAAAUUUUCCAAAGGUCCCAAUUAUUUUCCGGAAAGUUUGAGAGUACUGGAAUGGCAUGGAUACCCUUCAAAUUGUUUACCAUCAAAUUUUGAUCCGAACAAGCUUGUGACAUGCAAGUUACCUCACAGUUAUUUUACGUCAUUUGGAUUCCUUGGCUCAUCAAAGAAGUUCGAGAAUCUAACUGUCUUGAAUUUUGAUGAGUGCAAAUUUUUAACACAGACACCCGAUAUGUCUGAUUUCGGAAAUUUGGAGGAAGUUUCAUUCAAAGAUUGUGAGAGUUUAGUUAAAGUUCACGACUCCGUUGGUUUUAUGAGUAAACUUAAAAUAUUGAAUGCGGAAGGCUGCAUCAAGCUUAUGAGUUUUCCACCUCUCAACUUGCCCACUCUUGAAAGACUAGAACUUUCAUAUUGUUCGAAUCUUGAGAAAUUUCCAGAAAUACUAGGAAAGAUGGGAAACAUAAGGGUACUUGAAUUGGAGGAGCUUCCCAUUAAAGAAUUGCCAGUGUCGUUUCAAAAUCUUAUUGGACUCGAAGACUUAUUCUUGUCAUGUGAAAUUGUUCAUUUACCAAGUAGCAUUGCCACGAUGCCUAACUUGUUUGAUUUUAGUGUUACUAAUUGCAAGGGGUGGCAAUGGGUAAAAUCAGAAAAUGCUGAAGAUAACUUAGGCUCAGUGGUUCCUUCAAAGGUAGAUUGGUUUUCGGCCUUGUCUUGCAACCUGGAUGAUGACUUCUUUUCAGCAGGUUUCAUGCGGUUGGCACAAGUGCGUAGUUUAUUUCUACGGUACAAUAAUUUCACACACCUUCCUGAAUGCAUCAAAGAAUUUCACAACCUCUUCACUCUUGAUGUGAGUCAUUGCAAACAUCUUCAGGAAAUCAGAGGGUUUCCACCAAAACUAAAACUUUUCAAGGCAAUAAACUGUAUAUCCUUGACUUCCUCCAGCUUAAGCAUGUUGCUAAACAAGCAACUGCAUGAAGCUAGAAAAACUGAGUUCUGGUUUCCAGGAGCAAGUUUUCCAGAGUGGGUUGAUCUCCAGAGUAGUGGACCUUCUUGUUCUUUCUGGUUUCGUAAUAAGUUUCCUGCCAAAGUUCUUUCUCUUCUUAUAGCACCUGUGGGUGAUAAAGAUGAGUUUGGUUUCAUUAGACCUAUGGUGUUCAUUGAUGGCAAAGUUCAAGAAUCACGAGCCUUUUAUUUCGAGGAGAUAGAGAGGAUGUUUGAUUUCGAUCAAACAUACCUCUUUGAUCUACGAAAGCUACCAAUCUAUAUGAAUUUGUUUGACUUACCUUUAGAAAAGGAAUGGAAGCAUGUGAAGGUUACAUAUGAAGGUGUUAUAGAGACCUCAAUUGUUAAAGCAACAGGAAUCCAUAUAUUCAAAGAGGAAAACAGCAUGGAAGACAUUCGGUUUGAUGAUCCUUGUACCAACAACAAAUUAGACAAAGAUCUCAACGCUUCUCCAUCACAAAACCACUUGUUAAGAACCAUAGGUUUCUUCAUGUGCAAAUUUUUCAUAGGCCUUUUUCUUUUUCUUUUUGGUGCUUUUAUUUUUUAUUAUAUUUACCGGCCUCAGCACCAACCCAACUAGGGUAUGAGUGGAAUAUUUCCUUUUUUAUUAUAUAUAUA
Molecule: messenger RNA, 3417 nt
Organism: Vigna angularis (adzuki bean)
Lineage: Eukaryota; Viridiplantae; Streptophyta; Magnoliopsida; Fabales; Fabaceae
Product: disease resistance protein Roq1
Exons: 5
Coding region: 92-3379 (1095 amino acids)
Biological process (GO): signal transduction; defense response
Molecular function (GO): ADP binding
Source: RefSeq, a predicted model, not a curated record